Molecule: messenger RNA, 1236 nt
Organism: Australozyma saopauloensis
Lineage: Eukaryota; Fungi; Ascomycota; Pichiomycetes; Serinales; Metschnikowiaceae
Gene: CPP1
Product: tyrosine/serine/threonine protein phosphatase
Exons: 1
Coding region: 1-1236 (411 amino acids)
Biological process (GO): protein dephosphorylation; negative regulation of MAPK cascade
Cellular component (GO): cytosol; nucleus; cytoplasm
Molecular function (GO): MAP kinase tyrosine/serine/threonine phosphatase activity; protein tyrosine/threonine phosphatase activity; MAP kinase tyrosine phosphatase activity
Source: RefSeq, a predicted model, not a curated record
AUGAACAACACCAAAUCACCAAGUCAAUUUGAGCCGAUUUUGAGACCUAAUGAUACUAAUAUGUCGAGACUGCAGUUGAAUAGCUUACAAAGUUCACCCAAUAGAUCUAAGGAAGAGUUUGGAGGUAUAAAUUAUUCUCCAAACCAUGCCUCGAAGACACAGGCGAGCAACAACUCGAGGAACAUUAACUUCAAAAACUUACUGCUAGAGAUCAGCCCGCAAAAUCUGACGAGAAACCAUUCUUCACCACAUCGAAGCGUUCCUCUCACACUCACAAUCCCUGAUGAAGAGGAUACGAGCAAUCACAACGAUCUGCUUGAUUCUAACCUACCCCUGCCAUAUCAUGAGCUACAAAAUGAUCUGCUACCGAGUAGCAAAAUAAUAAGUCAGAUUCUAAAGAACCCGACAGUAAAUGCUUCAGAUACUAGGGGUAGCUUGUCAUCAUUAAAAAGCCCCUUUUCGUCACUCCCACAUUACGCUAAUAGCAAUAGAUUGAAACAAAAUCUGAGUCUAAGGCCCCAUGACUUGGAUUCAGAUUAUCAAGUUGAUAUGCACGAAAUUCACGACUCGAACGAGGAUGAUCCAAUCAUUGCUAAACAACACGAUCCAUUUAGCUCACCUACCAGUACACAAAAUGGGCAACUGCCAGCCAUUUUAUCUCGAAAAUCGCAAGAGGAGCUACAAGAGAGCACGGCUAUUAAUGCAUACCCGGAUGGCCCUGCAAAUGUUCUCGAUUCAAUAUUAUAUUUAUACUCAGAUCCGAACUUGUCAAACAGUCCAAUUGACAUCAAAGACUAUGACUUGGUCCUCAAUGUUGCCAGAGAAUGUAAGGAUCUUGGAUCAAAUUACAAAGACAACGGAGGGAAGGGAAAGUACGUGCACUUCGCCUGGUCACACACCUCUUCAAUCCUGGAUCAAUUACUUGAUAUCACACAACAGUUGAGCGAAGUCGAUAGACCCGGUAAGAAAGCAUUAAUACAUUGUCAAUGCGGAGUUCUGAGGUCUGCAUGUGUCGUUGUUGCGUAUUUCAUGGUGAAAUUCAAACUCUCAGUCAAUGAAGCCUACGAGUUGUUGAAGACAGGAACAAAGAAUAAGGGCCAACCAAUAAACUAUCUCAUUGGUCAGAAGGGCCACUUUGUUGAGGCUUGUGAAAAGAUUUGUCCCAACAUGAAUCUCAUAUUCGAGCUCAUGGAUUUUGGUGAACAGAUACGAUCCAAGGUGGCGCUUUCAAACUAA